Messenger RNA from Neocloeon triangulifer, 1765 nucleotides. RefSeq names its product cytochrome P450 9e2-like. NCBI's taxonomy places the organism in Eukaryota, Metazoa, Arthropoda, Insecta, Ephemeroptera, Baetidae. The transcript has 7 exons. The record is from RefSeq and is a predicted model, not a curated record. Bases 134 to 1729 code for a protein of 531 amino acids. Gene Ontology annotation, molecular function: heme binding; oxidoreductase activity, acting on paired donors, with incorporation or reduction of molecular oxygen; iron ion binding.
GCCAAGGUUUUUUUUAUCGCUGAGUGACACAAUUCAGGCUCCAUAUCUGCCCGCCUAUUUUUAUCGAAGCGAGCCGAAUGAAGCCCACGAGGCAUCUUGCGUUCAUAUUUAGUCGAGCCAUCGUCAAUCAAAGAUGUGGAUUCUAACAUUGAGUCUUGUUACCAUCGUCUUCUUCCUCAUUUACCGCUGGUUAACAUCAGUCAACAACUACUGGCGGGACAAAGGAAUACCCUUUGUCAAACCGGUGCCUAUUUUCGGCUCCAUGUUCCCAAUAGUGGCUGGAAAGAAGUCUUUUGCAGACCUUUUAGAGGUGCAAUAUGCAGAAAUUAAAGCCAGCGGAAAAGGGUAUGGUGGAAUCUACGAAUUUAUGACUCCGACAAUAAUGGUGGUUGACCCUGAAAUCAUCAGGAAGGUCACUGUCAAGGAUUUCGAGCACUUUGCCGAAAGACGCACGCCAGACAUGGCAGAUGACACCGACCCAUUAUUUCAUAGAUCUUUGGUGAGUUUGAGGAGCGACGAGUGGAAGGAGAUGCGCAAUAUUCUCAGCCCUGCAUUCACGACCAGCAAAUUACGAGGAAUGUUUCCGCUCGUUUCAAAAUGCUCGCGGGAAUUUGCAAAAUCUCUGGAAAAAUACGCGGAAAGCGGCGAGCCCGUGGAGAUGAACAAACUUUUCAACCGGAUGGCGAACGACGUGAUAGGAAGUGUCGCCUUCGGACACGAAAGCCGCGCCAUCGAGGACGAGAAAGACGAGUUCUUUAUUAUGGGUCAGCGGUUGAAAAACUUUUCCGGCCUGCGGUACUUCAUCGUGGUCGGUUACAUGCUUUUUCCGAAGCUGAUGAAACUGCUCGGCAUCUCUUUCACGCCAAAAGAUAUCAGCGUCUACUUCAGGCGGCUUAUCAUUGGCACCAUGGAGAUGAGAGAUAAGUUCGACUUGAGUCGGCCUGACAUGCUCCAAUUGCUGAUGGCAGCUCAAAAAGGGGGCAUCAAAAGAGAAGAAGGAGACGAAUUUGACACUGGAACUGUCGGAGAAGAUUUGAAUGCAAAUUCCGAGCACCAGAGAGUAUUUUCAGCACCCAAAACAGAUUGGAACAUCAGAAGAAAUAUCACGGAUGUGGACAUUGCAGCGCAAGCGUUUAUCUUCUUCCUUGCUGGGUACGACACCGUGUCUAGUGUGCUCAGUUUCGCGGCGCAUUUGCUCGCAUGCCACCCUGAAGUGCAGGAAAAGCUACUUGCAGAAAUAAAAAUACAAAAUGAAGUCACUUACGACUCAAUCAGAAGCAUGCGAUAUCUAGACAUGAUCUUAAGCGAAACCCUUCGAUUAUACCCCCCAGCAGUAUUCUCAGAUAGAAAAUGCACAAAAAAUUACAAUUUUCCGGACUCGGAUUUUGUCAUGCAAAAGGGACAGGGAAUCGUUUUUCCUAUUUACGCUCUGCACAGAGAUCCGGAAUAUUUCGCAAACCCGGACAAAUUCGACCCUGAGAGAUUCAAUGACGAGAACAGGAGUUCGAUUCGACCCUACACGUAUUUGCCUUUUGGCUCCGGCCCUCAUAAUUGUAUAGGGAUGAGGUUCGCAUUGCUGGAGGCGAAAGUGUGUUUAGUGCAUUUGGUCGAAAAUUUUGAGCUGCAAGUUUGCUCAAAAACAGAAAUCCCUUUGAGAUUAUCAACGAAGACGUUUCAAAUGAUAACCGAUAACGGCUUUUGGCUCAAUUUGAGACCGAGAGGCAAAUAAAAAGCAAUUUCAUUAAAUAAAAAUAUGAUAUAUAAU